AUGGCUGUUCCAAAAGCGUACAUGGAGGAAAUGGAACAAGGAAAACAAAACGGAGUACUCCACAUGUGCCGAGAUCAAUUGGGCAUGCUCGAAGGAGAGUUCUACGUCUUCGACAGCUGCAGCGUCGAGAACCGUGGCUGCAACCAGAUCGAGCUCCAGCGCGACUUCAGCGGCUCGUUCUUUUCUUCUAGCACUGUCGUCUGGGACCGACAAUCCUCGCAGGGCAUCCGAAUGCCGAGACCGCUGAAAGAAGUGACCUGCAAAGUGAUCGUUGAGAGUGUCGAGCAGGCUAUUUUCCCCAGCGUUCUGAACCCGAUGAAUGUGGAAGACAAGCCAGUGGAAGUGAAGAUGACUUUGUGGAAAACUGAGUUUGGUAUUUGGCCGGGAAUUCCAGCUUCGAUGGCGGAACUGCCCAACGGUGAACUGAGCUACAUCAUCGGAGAAGUGAUUCACGCCCGAAUCCAACCCGUGCUCCCUCUUCGGCGAACAGUCGCUUUUGACGGCGAAGAAGUCGACUUCAACCUCAACAACUGCUGGCUUGCUUCUCCAAACGACCCCUCGAUGAAAUACCUCAUCAUUUCCGACAACAGCGUGGUUCCAAAUCCAAUCGUCCCAGUCGAAAUCGAAGCUUCGCCAACUUCCUACAUCGGCCAAGAUUUCGAAUACAACUCAAAACGAGCACUGGCGUUCAACUUCCAAGUCGCGAUUUUCAGAAACGGAGACCCAAUGAAACUCAUCUGCGAGACAUCCUUCAAGUUCGACACAGUCAAGAUCAUCAACUCAACUCGAAAACGAAGAGGAGCCCGAGCUCAGAAAGCGAUCUCUCCGAAUGAAAUCUUCACCACUGAUGCGGAAUUCACGAUCUACAGCAACACCACUGAAUCGAUGAACGAAGGACUGUUCGGAAUCGAGAACUACAAAGAAAAGAGCAUUCUGGAAGAAAUCAAGAGCAAAAUCGGUCAAAAAAUCGAGCCGGAAAAGAUCCUAAACGCUCCCGAAGUCAGAGCUGUUGUCCAACCUGGAGCUUAUCUUUCUGAAACACUUCCAAAGACGAAGAACCUGACCCUCGAAGACAUCCAUGAAGAUUUUAAAGAAAACACGAGAAGUGGCUGGAUCACGAUCGAAACUCUCAUCUUGCUGCCAAUCCUGAGCCUGCUCAUAAUCGCUGCCAGAAUGUACCGAACCUACAGCUUGCUGGAGCGCAUCGGCACUUUUUUCAACAAAAAGAUGACGAAGAAAAACGAGCUCCUCAAGGACAGCGACAACAACGAAGAGUUCCAUCCUCGAACUUCCACUUGUUCUUCGGAAAUCUCGACUCACUCUUCUUCCCUCGAAGACGAGACCAUUCAUUUUACUCAUGUUAAGAUUUAG
This is a messenger RNA of Oikopleura dioica, 1371 nucleotides long. Lineage: Eukaryota; Metazoa; Chordata; Appendicularia; Copelata; Oikopleuridae. The record is from the annotation of a GenBank genome assembly.